CCCCCAGAGUGAGUGACCCCACUGCCAUGCCGCCGCCAGCACCCUUGGGGACCCCCCCAUCUCCUCUUUGGGCUCCUGGCGGGCUCAAACCUUGGGCUAGGGGGAGGGGAGAAGGGAACCUUCAACGUCAUUGAUGUGCGCCGCCGCGGCAGUCGAAAGAGGCGCCAUUUUGGUUGAGGGUGCUGUCGCCGCGUCUGUUACGUCAUCAUUUCGCGACAGCUCUGCCGUCUGGUCCGUCUAGAAGGCUGAGCAGCUCCAGGUCGGGAGAAGCAAUGUUGGCGGGGGAGGCGGGCGGCCCAGAGCUAUGUCCCCUCAGCGAAGACAGCUUCACGCGCUUCUCUUCGCAAAGCAACGUAUACGGACUGGCGCGCGGUGCCCAGGGCCGCGGCGAGCUGCUGGCGGCGACUCUUAAAGGGAAGGUGCUGGGCUUCCGCUACCAGGACCUCCGACAGAAAAUCCGCCCGGUGGCUAAGGAGCUGCAGUUCAACUAUAUCCCCGUGGACGCAGAGAUUGUCUCCAUCGACACCUUCAACAAGUCCCCCCCCAAGCGGGGCCUGGUGGUGGGCAUCACGUUCAUCAAGGACUCUGGGGACAAGGCCAGCCCCUUUCUCAACAUUUACUGUGACUAUGAACCUGGCUCCGAAUAUAACCUGGAUUCCAUUGCGCAGAGCUGCCUGAACCUGGAGCUGCAGUUCACCCCCUUCCAGCUGGGCCAUGCUGAGGUCCAAGUUGGGGAUCAGCUGGAGACCGUGUUUCUGCUCAGUGGGAACAACCCCGCCAUUCAUCUGUACAAGGAGAAUGAGAGUCUGCAUCAGUUUGAGGAGCAGCCGGUGGAGAACCUCUUCCCGGAGCUCACGGACCUGAGCAGCAGCGUUCUGUGGCUCCACGUGUCCAACAUCGCGGGCUCUGGUCGGCGUCUCACGGCCUUCGGCUGCCAGAGCGGAUACGUCCGGGUGGCCCACGUGGACCAGGCCAGCAGAACCGUGCUGCAGACUUGGACGGUCCAGCAGGACGGCCCCAUCUCUCGAGUUGUGGUCUUCAGCCUCUCGGCCCCGGGCAGCACGAGGAGGGCGGAAGGUGAGGAGGCCGCCUCGGCCUCUCCGGGCCUCGAGUACAGCGUCCUGGUGGCCAGCAUGAUGGAGCCGGCUGUGGUGUAUCGGAACGUCUUGGCCUGCGGCCUCCGCGAUCAGCUGCUGCUGCCGGGCAGCGACCAGUUUGACAGCGUCCUGUGCGGCCUCGUCACCGAUGUGGACCUGGACGGGAAGCCCGAGAUCCUGCUGGGCACCUACGGCCAGGAGCUGCUCUGCUACAAGGCCCAGGAAGCCCGGGGCCUAGAUUCGGGCCUCCCUGGGGCUGAGGCUGAUGCCAGCUUCCGCCUGCUGUGGCACCGGAGUUUCGCCAGUCCCCUGCUGGCCAUGGAGCAUGUGGAUCUGACGGGGGAUGGCCUCCGGGAGCUCGCUGUGGUCUCCCUGAAGGGUCUGCACAUCCUCCAGCACAGCCUCACCCAGGCCUCCCACCUGCUCCUAACCCGGCUUCACCAGAGGGCCCAGCAGCAGCGGCGACGGCCCCAGGACCAGGGCGACAGGCCCAGGACGGUCGGCCUCCCUGUUCUCGGAGGCCCCUUCUGACUCGGGUGGGAGCCCUGCCCAGACCUGCCUCUCCCGUCCCCUUGUCUUUCCCCUUCAGCCUCGGUGUCUUCCUCUGUAAAGUGGGGUGAUUGGGGUGUCGUGAGGACCAACAAGGGGCCAUUGACCAGUCAGUGAGGCCUGGUGGAUUAGCCCUACCCGGAGUCUGGGGAGGGAGAGGAUGCCGCAGGGACCAAGGCAGCCCCUUUUGGUGCCCAGAGACGAGGCAGGAGACCCCGGGGGAAUGUUGGGAUGACGAGAGCCACCUCCCAGGCCCUGCCCGGCAUCUCACUCCCCAACCUGCCUUUCUUCCCUCCUCCAGAGGGCAGCCCCAUCCUGGAUCCCCUGACCACUCAUCCACUUUGGAGCCUGAGGUUCAGGGUUCAAACCCUUCCACUCUCUGGGCCUCAGGCUGCCCUUCUGCCAAAUAAAGGGCUCACACUGGA
Messenger RNA from Monodelphis domestica (gray short-tailed opossum), 2071 nucleotides. It is a transcript of the gene KPTN, whose product is annotated as kaptin, actin binding protein. The record is from RefSeq and is a predicted model, not a curated record. Gene Ontology annotation, molecular function: actin filament binding. Gene Ontology annotation, biological process: actin filament organization; cellular response to amino acid starvation; negative regulation of TORC1 signaling. Gene Ontology annotation, cellular component: actin cytoskeleton; KICSTOR complex; lamellipodium. NCBI's taxonomy places the organism in Eukaryota, Metazoa, Chordata, Mammalia, Didelphimorphia, Didelphidae.